AUGAGUCCUCACGGUGCUGGAUAUCACCCCUCAUCAGCAUCCUCUCCCACGGGCGGCCGAGGCUCGAGUGGAGGUCGGGUGCCGCGUCCGAACUUUUUACCUGAAACGUCAUAUAGCAAUUAUGGCUGUGUUUUUCGCUCCACAGAAUUCUGCUACUUAUAUUUUGUCGUUACAACAUGCACACCUCUGGACGAUCUUCUUCUCGUGUACAGUCGUACAAAUGAAAGAUAGGUGCUAUCUGACUAUAAUUUUAGAGGCAGUCGCAAUAGAUUGUAGACGACUCUAAUCCCAACGUUUAACCCACCAAGGCAUCGAAGCGGAUCCAAACUCAGUCUACGGCCUCUUCCUGGAUUUGAGUCUUUUUGAAUUGAGGUUACGACUGGGCAAGCCACGCGGACGCCUCUGCACGUUUGGCGUAAACUUGCCCAAUAUCCAGCUCGCAGCCGGUAGCAUAUUGCCGCCACCAACGACUAGUCCAACAGCUUCUAGUUCAAUGAGCAGUGGUCGGGUAGGACCUGGCGGUUUUCCACGUCGCUCGACUUCGAGUGAGCCAGGCUCAGCAGAGUUCUUCUACGAAAAAUGGAAACUG
Messenger RNA from Amoebophrya sp. A25, 589 nucleotides. The record is from the annotation of a GenBank genome assembly. NCBI's taxonomy places the organism in Eukaryota, Dinophyceae, Syndiniales, Amoebophryaceae.